Messenger RNA from Daktulosphaira vitifoliae (grape phylloxera), 2253 nucleotides. RefSeq lists its product as uncharacterized. The transcript has 11 exons. The record is from RefSeq and is a predicted model, not a curated record. Bases 97 to 2112 code for a protein of 671 amino acids. Gene Ontology annotation, molecular function: acyltransferase activity, transferring groups other than amino-acyl groups. Lineage: Eukaryota; Metazoa; Arthropoda; Insecta; Hemiptera; Phylloxeridae.
UUUUUCGCUUUCGGUUCGGUGGGGUCGGCUGAGGGCGCGUGCUCGCCGUUUUAGUGGCCGCAUAAGUGUUCGGGUGUCCGCGAUACAACCAUCACGAUGGCCACCCGCGUCUUUGUAGUGGCGUGUUGUUGCGUUUUCGCGUGUACAACACUGGCCUCGGCCAGUGAUGAAGGUGACGAUGAAAUGAACAUGGACGAUCUGAUAGCGAGUCCUCCGCAAGAGACAACGUCCAAUUCUCGAACGCCAUUUAAAUCUAUGUCCAACAUACAAAAAUUGUACAGGUCGGCUAAAGCUAUGGAAAUGCCGACUCCAAUGGCCGAUACAGCUGCUUAUACCGUAGUGGAAAACGGCACAUCUGAUCUCGAAUGGCUAUUGAAUGUUUACAACCCUCACAGAUGGAAUCCAAUCAUGUUACCAGCCGCCUCCAAGCUGUCUGUCCAGUGUCGAGAUACAAUGAAAAUUUACUUAGAAUCUCUAAAAAAAGGUUCUAUUUGGGCUUCUAAAAUGGCUGACGCCAGCGGACGUUACUCUUCUCAGCUUUUUUUCGGCAAUGACUUUUGGCUGGGCUCACACACCCAAUGCACAGAGCUCCAAAACAAAAAAACCAAUAAAUUUGUUCCACCGUUCGAUGCAACGUUUUAUAUUGCGAAAUUGUCAAUCAAACUACAUGACCAACUGACCCCUCGAACUAGAAUUAUAUCACUUGGAUUAUGUAUGCCAAAAGACUGUAGCCCAACAGAUGUACAAAACAUGGUUAAUGUUCCAAAGGAAGGUACAGAUCAAAGUUACCGCCAUUACAACGUCGUAAAUGUCCGACCAGUUCCUGGAACUUAUUCUCUAUGGUCCGAUAAAAAAUUCUACCUCUUGAUUAUUUUAGUUGGAGCAGUGACUAUUUUGACUAUUGUAGGUUCUGCCUAUGAAGUGAUCCUUAACCGAAAAAAAAUAAGUGAAUAUAAACUACAGCAAAUCAAUCAAGCUAAUAAUAAUGAAAAUGAAACAAAAAUAGAAAUUACUUUGGAAAAAAUAAAGGCUAUGAACAAAAUGAAAAUUAAUGGAGAAGAUGGUGAAGAGCAAAAGGACUUAGUCAAAUGUUACUUUGCUUCUAAACACUUUUAUUGUAUUACUAUAUAUUCACAUAAAUUUAUAUGCGUUUUGAUUUAUAGAUUAACACCAGCGUACAUGAUAGUCCUUUUAAUGGCAGAAGUAUCUGCUCGAUGGCUACGAAAUGUAUCUGUAUUCGAGCCACAAAAUAACAAUCACGUGAGCUGUGCUAACUAUUGGUGGAGAAAUAUACUGUACAUAAAUAGUUUAUAUCCUAGUAGUGACAUGUGUAUGUUAUGGAGUUGGUACAUGUCGAAUGAUACCCAGUUUUACAUUUUAGGAAUCAUAUUGUUAUUGUUCUCUGCCAAACACUUUAAAGGAUCUGUAAUUACUUUAUUUGGAUUUUUAGUCGGAUCUUGGGUAAUCACAAUUGGCAUUGCUGUAUCACAUGACUUCAAAGCAAGAAUAGAAGAACCGUUUGGAUUAUUCGAUGAGUUGUAUGACAAACCAUGGACUAGAUUAGGUCCCUAUUUGUUCGGUAUGUUUACCGGAUGGUUUUUGUUUGUCACCAAAUGCAAGUUGAGAAUGUCAACUUUGACUGUUAUUUUGGGAUGGUUCCUAUCGCUCUUUACUUUGGCUUACCUAGUAUAUGGACUUCACAUCAUACACUUAGACAUUCCCGGCUCCGCUCUGUAUGCAUCCGUCGGUCACUCGGCUUGGGGUGCCGCCCUUACCUGGAUAGUAAUUGCUUGCUGCACAGGCCACGGUGGAUGCGUCAACUCAGCUCUUUCUUUUAGACUUCUACAGCCUCUCAGUCGCUUGACUUACUGCGCCUACCUCGUACACCCUAUUAUUAUGACCAUGACCAACUUCCAAAUGGACGGACCUCUUCAUUUACACAAUCUCAUUACUCUCAUCUUAUACUUUGGAAAUGCCGUAGCUUCAUUCAUAAUAUCAUUUUUCAUUUCACUGACAUUCGAGGCACCUGUUGUAAAUCUGCUAAAAAUCAUACUAGCACCACCUCAAAGGACACCUUUGAAAUCCUCCAAUGCCGUAACACAAGACUCAUAACAUUCAACGAUUUAUUUUAUAAUAAAUUAUCGAGAAUUUAAUUAUUUCCUCUGAUUUUGUUUAGUUUAUAUUAAAUUAUUUUCUAAUUAAUAAAUAUAAUUAAUUGUAAUGUAAGUUGUAAAAUAUAAGAAUUUAUGUAUU